UGAACACACAACCCUCCGUGUCGUCGCGGGUUCAGAGGGGAAAGGUCGUCACAAACAUGGCGGCUCCCCUGGAUGACAUGUUUUCCUUCUGCGUGGAUCCCGGCAAAGCUGCAGCGAGCGUGGACGUCCGAUUUAUAGACAACCUGAAGGGUAAAGGUCUCUUCGCCAAAAGGAGCAUAAAGAAGGGAGAUGUCAUAUUUUUGGAGCGGCCUCUGGUCUCUGCCCAGUUCCUGUGGAAUGCUUUGUACAAAUAUAAAGCCUGUGAUUACUGCUUACGUGCUCUGGAGACCGCCGAGGAGAACGCGAGGAGACUCAGCGGCAUCCCCGGACUCAACCUCCCUCAUCCUGAGCUGUGCCGCGUCCGACCGGAGCUGCACCAGGCCUGCCCUCAGUGCCAGGUGAUGUACUGCAGCAGCGAGUGUCGACAAGCAGCAGCGGAUCAGUACCAUCGAGUUCUGUGUUUGGGUCCCUCCCAGGAAGAUCCGGACCAUCCCAUCAACAAGCUGAAGGAUGCGUGGAGGAGCAUGCACUAUCCGCCGGAGACCUCCAGCAUCAUGCUGAUGGCCCGGAUGGUCGCUGCUGUCAAACAGGCCAAAGACAAAGCACACUGGCAGAAGCUGUUUUCGCACUUCUGCAGCCGGGCGGCCAACGAGGAGGAGGAGAUCGCCCAUAAGCUCCUGGGAGAGAAGUUCAGAGGGCAGUUGGCCUUGUUACACAGCCUUUUCAAGGCGGCACUUUACGAUGAUCAUCUCAAUCGGUGGUUUGUCCCCGAGGGUUUCCGCUCUCUGUUUGCUCUCGUGGGAACUAACGGACAAGGCAUCGGCACCAGCUCUCUGAGUCAGUGGGUUCACGCCUGCGAUUCACUGGAGCUUCCCGCCCAGCAGAGGGAGCAGCUGGACUCUUUCAUCGACCAGCUGUACAAGGACAUUGAGAAAGAAACCGGAGACUUUCUCAACUGCGAGGGCUCUGGACUGUUUCUGCUUCAAAGCUCGUGUAACCACAGCUGUAUACCCAACGCAGAGGCGUCAUUCCCAGAAAACAACUUCCUGCUCCAGCUCAGCGCCCUCAGUGACAUCAACCCAGGAGAGGAGAUCUGCAUCAGUUACCUGGACUGCUGUCAGCGGGACCGAAGCCGUCAUAGCAGGCACAAAAUCCUGAGGGAAAACUACCUGUUCGUCUGCUCGUGUCCAAAGUGCGUCUCCCAGAUGGAUGAGCUGGAUGUAACAUCAGAGGAGGAAGAGGAGGAAGAAGGCGAGGCAGAGGGUGAAACGGAGGGGGAUGAGAUGGAAGAUGAGAUGACUGAUGUCUGAUGAAAGACUUGCUCCGUAUUGUUCUCAGCCGCUCCCGUUCCUGCCGCCACGCUCAGCAACCAUUGAAGCACCGGAAGAAUAAAAACGUGUGGCCAAAACGUCUCACCAACACAUUUCACCCAUUCUUUGUCUGGUUUUAGAGAUCAGUCACAGAGAGGUUUCCUUUAAAUGAGGUGUGUGUGUGUGUGUGUGUGUGUGUGUUGGUAACAGGACAAUGAAAUGAUUUUAUUGUUCUCACUCUGCUUCAGCACACUGAGGGUUUAAAUAAACUAAGACUUUAAACUGUCAA
Messenger RNA from Acanthopagrus latus (yellowfin seabream), 1599 nucleotides. RefSeq names its product SMYD family member 5 (gene smyd5). The record is from RefSeq and is a predicted model, not a curated record. Bases 57 to 1310 code for a protein of 417 amino acids. Gene Ontology annotation, molecular function: histone H4K20 methyltransferase activity; protein binding. The transcript is spliced from 13 exons. Lineage: Eukaryota; Metazoa; Chordata; Actinopteri; Spariformes; Sparidae.